Messenger RNA from Prionailurus viverrinus (fishing cat), 3373 nucleotides. RefSeq names its product zinc finger protein 892 (gene ZNF892). Gene Ontology annotation, cellular component: nucleus. NCBI's taxonomy places the organism in Eukaryota, Metazoa, Chordata, Mammalia, Carnivora, Felidae. Gene Ontology annotation, biological process: regulation of transcription by RNA polymerase II. The transcript is spliced from 5 exons. The record is from RefSeq and is a predicted model, not a curated record. The coding region runs from base 408 to 1904 and encodes 498 amino acids. Gene Ontology annotation, molecular function: DNA-binding transcription activator activity, RNA polymerase II-specific; RNA polymerase II cis-regulatory region sequence-specific DNA binding.
UCUGCGUGGUGCGGGAGGUCGAACCUGGGGUCGAGGAGGCCUAAGCGCGGGUCCUUCCAAGUCUGAGUGGACGGAAGGAGGGCGGCGGGAGGGCCCCAGGGUGGCGCCAGGCUGCCCUGCGAGGGUCGCGCGCGCGUUCCCGGGCCUCUGAGUGCACCAGAGCGGGGGACCCCCGGGGUCCCUCGCGCGUUCGCUGCGCCCUUCUUCCGCGGCCGUCGUCGCCUGCGCUGGCCAGGGGAGGGAGUCUCCAUGGAGCCUGGGGGCAGAGGUGACAAGUAGCUGUGUAUGGAAGUUUCUGCAAGUUUACCACAAGGCAAGAGUAAUCGUCAUGGCUCCUAUCUCCACUUGUAGGGUCGCUUUCUGAGGACUCAGACCUUCCCGGUGCUGAAAACCCUAAAGAAAAUGACAUGAUCACUGUGUUGCUGACCACUGCAUCCCAGGAGUCAUUGGUAAUCAGGGAUAUGGCCGAGGCUCUCACCCAGUGGAAGCAGCUGAACCCUCCUCAGGGAGAUGUGCCUGAGAAGCACAGAAAUCUGGUCUUGCUGGGGCUUCCAAUUUCCAAGCCCGAUGCGAUCUCUCCUUUGGAGUGCGGAAAGGAGCUGGAGAGAGAAGUCUCAAAAGCAGCUCUUUCAGACUGGGAGACAAGACCAGAGAGUAAGGACCUAACUCCAGAGCAGGAUAUUUCUGAAGAAGAAUCAGCCCCUGGGGUGUUAAUAGGAAGAUUUCCAAAGGAAAGUUCCAGUGAAUACGAGGAUUCUUCAGAGAGUCAGCAGGAAAACCAUGAGAAACAUUUAAUACAGGAGGUUGUCACUCAGAAGAAAUCUUCUGGGGAGAGAAGUUACCAGUGUCAUGAAUUUGGGAGAAGUUUUAGUCGAAGGUCAUUACUUGUUCAACAGCAAGGAGAGAGACUACAUAACUGUGAUUCAUUUAAAAAGAACUUAAAACAAAAUUCAGAUCUAACGAGGCACGAGAAAGUUUGUGCAGAAAAGAAACCUUGGCAGUGUAAUGAGUGUGAGAAAGCCUUUAGUUACUACUCAGCUUUUGUCUUGCAUCAGAGAAUUCACACAGGAGAAAAACCCUACGAAUGUAAUGAAUGUGGUAAAGCUUUUAGCCAGAGUAUACAUCUUACUCUACACCAGAGAAUUCAUACUGGAGAGAAACCCUACGAGUGUCAUGAGUGUGGGAAAGCCUUCAGUCACCGCUCUGCCCUUAUUCGGCAUCAUAUAAUUCAUACUGGAGAGAAACCCUAUGAAUGCAAUGAAUGUGGGAAGGCCUUUAAUCAGAGCUCAUACCUCACUCAACAUCAGCGAAUUCAUACUGGAGAGAAACCUUAUGAGUGUAAUGAAUGUGGGAAGGCCUUUAGCCAAAGCACAUUCCUUACCCAGCAUCAGGUCAUUCACACUGGAGAGAAACCCUAUAAGUGUAAUGAAUGUGGGAAAGCCUUUAGCGAUCGAUCGGGCCUUAUUCAGCACCAGAGAACUCAUACUGGGGAGAGGCCUUAUGAGUGUAAUGAGUGUGGGAAAGCCUUUGGCUACUGUUCAGCCCUGACUCAACACCAGAGAACUCACACUGGGGAGAAACCCUAUAAAUGCAAUGAUUGUGCCAAAGCCUUCAGUGACCGCUCAGCCCUCAUUCGUCAUCAGAGAACACACACUGGAGAGAAACCUUACAAGUGUAAGGACUGUGGAAAAGCUUUCAGCCAGAGCUCAUCUCUUACAAAGCAUCAGAAAACUCACACUGGAGAAAAACCCUAUAAGUGUAAGGAAUGUGGAAAAGCUUUCAGCCAGAGUUCAUCCCUUUCUCAACAUCAGAAAACUCAUGCUGGAGGGAAAACCAAAGAAUACGGAAAAGCCUUUAGUGAGCAUUCAGCCUUUGGCCAGCAAAAGAGAAUUCAUACUGGAUAAAGACUAUGUAAAUGUGGUACAUUUGGAAGAUUUUUAUUGAACAUUUACUAAACGUGGUGUGAGCGCUACAGAGGAGUUUAAGAAUGUGUUACAAACAAGAUAUUAAUUGAGAAGUCAUUGUUGGCGUGGGACAUAGCUUACUUAGAAUGUGAAGGAGGAGUUUUACAUUUUUUUCAGUGCAACAGAGGACUUUGAAUCUCCCUGGGGAAAGAGGAAGAUUAUUUCCAGCACCCUAAUGUGUAUGUAAGCUUCCAAAUCCUUGAGAGAGAAACAGGGUGUGCGAUGAUGGAAAGAAGACAUCUUGUCUGGGCUGGGUCAUCUCUUAAUGCUAAGGAGAUGGAGUUUUGAAGAGAUGAGUGGUUCUUUAGGGAAGUUGCAGAGGCAGAAAUAAGAGAUUGAGAAUUCACAAUGAGUUUGUCCAGGGUUGAGAGUGGAGGUGAAAGGGAAGUUGUCCUUAGGCUCAAGUACAAGGGCACUUAGGAGGUAGAUGGGAAGGAGAGAGAAAGAGAACCGGGGGAAUGAACUCAAGAAAUGUUGAUUGAGAUAACCGCUCAAACAAGUGCUCCCAACUGGGGAAAUACUCAUCAGGUGGUCAGUUGCAGUUUCUACCCUGAAGCCAAGGAGCACUGGCCUGGCAGCCUGCUUCUGCACUUUCUGUCUUUGAGAUCUUGCUUGUUGAUUUGCUGCCUGCUAAGAAUCGCGUUAACUCCAAGGGUCAAGACUGACAGCCUAGAAAGUACAGCAGGGACCUUUGAUGUUUUCAGUCUAUUUUAAGCUACCUAUUUUAAGCUGAGUUCCCUGAGAAUGUGCUUAUUUAUAAAGAUGUUACCUCAAUUGUCUGUAAUUAGUACUUUAGGCUUAUUCUUAGUUGUAGACCUGAACUGACACUGCGUAUUGGAUUGUGAAAGACUUGAAAAGACUCCAAAAUACUUACCUUUCACCAUUUUACUCUUGCGUAGAAGCAGACGAUGUCUUUGUAUAUAUAUUUUUUUCAUUGAAACUUCAAAGGUUGUCAUUGCACACGUUUUGAGUACUGUGUUUUUAGUUUUCACAAGUUUGUGUGUCUUGAUGUGGAUUUCUUUGGGUUUAUCCUGUUUUAUGAACUUCAAUCUGUAGGUUUAUGUCUUUUGCCAUAUUUGGGGAACAUUUAGCCCUCAUUUAUUUGAAUACAUUUUUUGGCCCUCACUCCUUCUCUCCUUCCAGGACCCUGAUGACAUGAAUGUUAGAUCUUUGAUUGUAGUUCCGAAGGUUCCUGAGGCUCUGUUUUUCUUCCUUUUUCCCCCCAGUAUGUUUUAUCUCACUCUUCUCAGGCUACCAUAACAAAACACCAUAGACUGGGUGGCUCAAACAACAGAAUUUCUCAGUUUUGGAGGCUGGGAAGUCCAAGAUCAAGGUGUCAGCUUUGGCCUCUGGUGAGGGCUCUCUUCCUGGAUUGCAGAAGGCCAUGUUCUUGCUGUGUCAAGCCUUUU